Messenger RNA from Coccinella septempunctata (seven-spotted ladybird), 2614 nucleotides. RefSeq names its product FERM domain-containing protein 8 (gene Bili). The coding region runs from base 376 to 2079 and encodes 567 amino acids. The record is from RefSeq and is a predicted model, not a curated record. Gene Ontology annotation, cellular component: cytoskeleton; plasma membrane. The transcript has 8 exons. NCBI's taxonomy places the organism in Eukaryota, Metazoa, Arthropoda, Insecta, Coleoptera, Coccinellidae. Gene Ontology annotation, biological process: negative regulation of canonical Wnt signaling pathway.
AAGAGUUGCGAAUUAAAGGGCUUUGUUUUUGUCCGUUGUUGUGAAUAAUAACCAAAAAAUAAAUGCAAUUGUGGAGAUAAUCCUGGAAAUGAUUGUAUUCAAUUGGUUUUCCUUCUUCUGAAUUCUGAGGAUCGUAGACUUCACAUCUAAUUUUACGAUUUCAAGGUUGUCAUGGAGGUAGGCGUAAAUUAAUUGGAGUUUUCAAGAGAUUAAUCGUCAAUAAUGACUAAACAACUGCAUAAUAUUCCCAGGCAAUGGAGCCCACAUAUUUAAAUCUGCACUGCCAUUUGAGUUUCGUUGAAAAACCAAGGUUACACAUAGGUGUAUUGCUUGGAUUACCAAUAGCACAUUAAAAUUUCACCUCUCAGACAUAAAAUGAAUAUGAACAUACCAUCCAAUCAAAAAGAUAAUAAACAGCAGUCUUACAAUCCUGGAAUUCAGGAAUAUGCUGGAAAUAGGUUAUAUCCAACUAAGAAAUCUGAAACUAUGCACGAUCAAUACAGUGACUUUCCGAAAAGAAAGGAAGCAUUUACACAACCUACAGAAUUGUCUUCAAGUCAAGGAACAUUGUACUCGGUAUCUCAAAGGGUUCCAGCUGUAAAUACCAGCUGUUCGAGUAUCUGUAAUGGUGAUUUGGCUUGUGGUCAUGAUCCUAAAGGACAUGCCAAUGAAUGGGAACAGGAAGAAACAUCAAAUGAAGGACAAAAAGAAAUCGUGACUGAGGGGCUCUCAGAGAAGCAUAUAUCUGAGUCAAGCACGUCUGCGUCGGUACCAAGUCUGACGGUAAGCUGUGCAGCUGCCAGUAGCCACAGUGUGGCAAAUGACGUUCGUCAGGGUCCGGUUAUGACUAUCUGCGUUUACCUCCACAACAAGACCGCCAUCAUGAUGGAAAUUGAGGAUGCACCCUCUGCAACUGUCGACACUAUAUGCCAGGCCAUUAUAAAUUGCGACGAGCUAGGACUCAGCAAACAUAUCGCCUGUCAAGUGUUCACUUUGUGGAUGGUCAGCCCUAUUCUAGAGCUGCAGCUGAAAAAAAACCAGAAGCCCUAUGAGAUAAGAAAGAAGUGGCGUUCUCUUGUAGAACAUUACAGUCACGCCUCCUAUAAUAAACAAGAAAGGGAUGAACCGAAACUCAUGUUCCAGAGGAAUGUCUUCUUUCCUCUCGCUGUGGAGGAGAAAAUCAAGGAUCCGAAGAUUCUAGAACUGCUGUACGAGGAAGCGAAAAACAACAUAAUCAAUGCGAGAUACCCAUGCGAAGUCGCACACUACAUAAUGCUGGGUGGGGUCCAGGCGCACAUAGACCUUGGGCCGUACAAUCCUCAGGUACACUCCACCCACUACUUCAGAGAAGAACAACACAAAUAUCUACCAAUUCACGUCAGGAAGAGCGCCACCUGGGCCUGGCUUCCGAUGAGCUACAAGAACUCGCCGGAGGUUAGACUUUUGGAGCACUACAAGCGCGUCCCGUCCUCCGCCACCAACAGGAAGCUGAUGAAGAAGUAUCUGGAAUUCUGUUGGACUUUGCCGUUUUACGGGGCGGCGUUUUUUGAAGGGCAGAUAGAGCAACCUGUGCGUACUCUGACGUCUCUCAUUACCUACCACGAUCUGCCAGUGCUUGUGGCCAUUAACGCUACGAGCGUUUACGUCAUAGACGAUGUCGAAUGUACUGUUUUGCUCGGCCUUCGAUAUGAAGAUCUCAGCUGGGAGUUCGCUAGACCAUCAAGAGAGGACGAUCCAAACUGUUUCCCAUGCCUUUUUCUGCAAUUCAUGGUGGUCGAGAACGGUACCAGAGUGUCGAAGAUACUCCAGGUCUUUUCCAGACAAGCGCAUCUUAUGGAUGGUUUGAUUGGACAAUUCGUCAACAGAAUCAAGCAGAAAACUAAUGAUGAGGCUGACAACAAAGCGUCAUCUGAUUAUCAUGUGAAUAAUGAAAAUGACAACCGUCCCAUUGUGAACUAUCCAAAUUCAACACAGACAAUUUCUUCUUUGUCAAAUAAGUUGAGCAGACUUACCUUGGCAACAUUUGAUGAGAAUGGUCAUUGUAUUGGACAUAUGGGGUCGUGGUCAUACAUUUACUGAAUUCAGAGGAUAACACUGAAUUGCAAUUCUAGUUCAGAUAUUGGUUUCAUAAAACGCAGUACCCAAUUUUUUUGGUAUGACCAGCAAAACUUCAAUUUUAUCAAUUUGAGUUGAAUUAUGAAUGAAUCUUCUAGUCUUUGUACCUGAAUUAUUUGAUUAUGACUUUUGUUCCAUUUAUUGUUUUUAUGAAUUAGUUAUAUUCGGAAAACGUUGUUGCUUUUGUUAUUGUUGAGCUUAAAAUUUAAUUUUAUUUUUUUAUCUUUGUAGAAACAAAUGAAUUUAAUAUACUCACAUUUCAAUAUCGAAUAAUAUUAAUAAUCGCAAACGUUGAUUGAAGUGUUAGUUAACUAAUACAUUUAUCAGCGAUGCAAAUGAAUAUAUCGAAUUAUCUUAUUGUUCCUUUGGUAUUUUGAGAGACAUUCCAGAAGUUUUUAUUCUACUACCAUUCGUGAUUGACAUAACCUGCAUUUAAUAACCAAAGAUUUUAUAUUAUUUUCGUUGUAAUGAUUUUAACAGAAUAAAAAUAUAAAUUUUU